UUUUUUUUUUUUGGUUGGUUGGGCUUUUUCAAAUUUCAAUGGCGUUUCUGGACGACGUUGCGAGCAUCACGCGACAGGUGCAGUUUGCGUGGAUGACGAGCGAUGACACGGGACUGUCUGGGAUGGUGAUUGCCGCGCCAGGCCCGAGCGCGCAGCACCUGCAGACGGUUGUGCAGCCGGGAUUGUCUGCGUACGGAGCCAAGGCGCGAAUGCCGCUGGCGAACGGCGGGAUGGCGCUGCUCCUCGGCGGCGACGGCGGCCUCAUCUGCACUGGCGGCGGUCCCGUACGCACUGCUGGCGCGGGCAACAACGGCGGCGGCGGCGGCGGCGGUGGAAGCAGCAGCAGCGCGGCAGACGCGCUUCAAAAGCUCAAUCUCGCACCGACAGCCUCCGAAGUCACGACCCCGCUGGGCGUUGCGCUGCUGCUUGCAACGGGUGGCGGAAACCUGAAUGUCUCGCUGACGGGAAGCAGCCACGGCGGCGGCAGUGGCGGCGGCAAUGGCAGCGUCGCGGGGACGGGCGGGCACAACAGCCCUCACCCGAGCUCGAAUGCACUCCUCCAGUCUGCGACCGGCUACGGGGACGACACCCAGUACGCGCAGUCGUUUGACAUCUCAAUGAGCCCGCGCUUGGACUUUCUGGGCCCAGCGCGCCGCCACGUCGGCAAGUCGGCCAACGAGCACCCGAUGGCCCAAACAAAGGUGGUCAAUUUCAAAGACCUGGGCAAGGGUGCUACAGGCGGCUCGUCGUCGUCGUCGUCGUCAUCAUCAUCUUCUGGCGCUAGCAAAUCGUCAUCAGGGGCGGGUGCCGAAGGUGACGCAUUCGCGCGGGUGGCGGUGCCGACCAGCGUUGGCCCGGCAACUGCGCCCUCCAAAUUGUCCCAGCUGCUCAAGUCAACUGCCUCUAGCGGAGGUAAAAACACAUUCUCCGAGUAUAGCCAGUUCAGCGGCGAAGGCCACGUUGGCAUUGCUCGCACCGUCAAGCUCGAAAUCUUCUUCCCAACCGCCAAGGACACCCCGGCAAUCGCCCCCAUCAACAUCAUUGCCCUCGGAACGGCCACUGUGGAACAGGUGCUUGGCUUGAUCAUGUGGAAGUACACCAAGGACGAUCGGCAACCCAAACUCGCAGGCAACAUGGACUCGUACUGUUUGCGCAUGGUUGAGGACGACGGCACGCCCGAUAUGGACUUCCCGGCGCUGGACCGCAAGCAGCCCAUCCAAAAGUUCGGCUUUGACCAGUUGGCCUUCUGCGAGGGCCCGCGAUUCAACCGCAACACGCGACGGAUUAUGCGCCCAGAGAGCAAGCACACAACCACCUUUGUUCACGUCUACCUGCCAAACCAAGGCUGCAGCAUUGUCAGUGUCAAGUCCUUUGAUGUUCUGCUCAAGGAUGUGCUCGCGAACGUGCGCAAAAAGCGUCAGCUCCCAAAAGACCAGCACACGCUUGAACUCGUCGAUGCGCCUGGAGAAGAGCUCGAUCUAAACCAAACCCUUCAGAGUAUAGGGACGACCAAGUUCAACCUCAUCCACAAAUUCAGCAAACGCAUGGACCUUGUGGACGCCGAUGCAGUUGCCGACAAGCAAAAGACUGACGAUGUCGAUUUUUCGCUGACAGUGCACCAAUACAAGUCCUUUUUCGUGUACAUCAAGCACAAGUUCAGCGCAAACCAGGAAGUCAUGCUCGGAAUUGAUGGGAACAAGGUCGAUAUUAUUCCUCAAAGUACUCAGGGCUUCUUUGCCAAGACCAAGCUAGUAUCGUAUCAGAUGGACGAUAUUGUCUUGUGUCAACCCAUAGACGAAAAGUCCAAAACACUCAAGCCCGGCGUUUCGACAAAGUCCUUCCGAUUUGUCUACUAUAACGGAAACGAGUUUAAGAGCAACUACUUUGAUGCGAAAGGCGCCGAAGAAGCAAAGGAAAUUGUGACCAAGAUUAACUACAUUUUGCAAUCUCGAGUCAGUGAAACUCGAGCGCUGUAUGCUCAGCAGCAGGAUGAUGCCAACAAGAAAGCCAAAAAGCUAUAAGAUACCUGCGUGGGGUUUUGUUUUGUUUUUGUUGUUGUUGUUGAUGUUGUUGUCGUUGUUGUUGGUGGUGGUGGAUUUUGAUCAAUACAGUUUCCAACUAAAG
Capsaspora owczarzaki ATCC 30864 is the source of this 2124-nucleotide messenger RNA. RefSeq lists its product as hypothetical. Gene Ontology annotation, molecular function: phosphatidylinositol-4,5-bisphosphate binding. Bases 39 to 2021 code for a protein of 660 amino acids. Gene Ontology annotation, cellular component: TORC2 complex; plasma membrane; cytoplasm. Gene Ontology annotation, biological process: TORC2 signaling. The record is from RefSeq and is a predicted model, not a curated record. The transcript is spliced from 4 exons. Lineage: Eukaryota; Filasterea; Ministeriida; Capsasporidae.